GUGAAGGCUAGAGAGGCGAGGGGAGGCUGGCCGCAAGCUCCCGGCAAGGGGGCCGCAGGCUGAGGGGGCAGCCCUCGUCCUCCCUGGCAAGGUGCGGCUUUCGGCAAGUACCAGCCCAGGAUGAAGCGAUCUCACUGAUACUCUCAAAAACACAACAGUGCUAAAGCCAUGGAAGACAAGAAGGUACAGUCACAGAAGCACUGUUGUUGGACUGACAGUAGUUACCUGGUGAGACAUUCAAGAGAAAAGAUACAGAAGGAAAGAAAAGCAGAAAAUGCAAAGAUAACUCAGUAAUGCUGAGGAUUAGCCCAUAUCAACAAAUGGCAGAGACCAACUUUCCCCAGCAUAUUGAAAACUUCCUGGCCAGCUAAGGCUCAUCAGUUUUCUUAUCAGAAGUGAGUCUCUUUGUGCAUGGUAAAUGAUGCCUGAACAAAAGCAACCCAUUGAUCAGGAGUUGCAUGCUCCCCUGCUAAGGUUUCUGAUGAAAAAUAUUGCUUGAUAUUUUGCAAGAUUUUUCUUUAAGCCUUUCCUGAUCUUCCUAAAUACUACUGCACGCCUGAAGAAGGAAAAGAAGUUUGGAGCAGUCCCAGUCAGUCAGCUGGUCAGUCAGACUUCUGUCUUUAAUACAGAGACGUAACAAUUUUUGCUUUGAAAGCUGGAUGAAUCACAAAUCAUCGCUGUCAUGUGAAUCCAGACACAUCACAGUUUGAAGAAAAAAAGGUGCCCCAAAUGAAGAAGUUUGCCACAGAUGCAUAAAUUAUAAUACCGUUUGGAACUGAAAGACAAGAAGAUUUCACCUUCCAGAGCAUAGAUUUCAUGGAUUCAAAUUCCAACACUGUGGUUGUAACUGGUUUUGGUCCCUUUAGACAAUACCUCGUUAAUUCUAGCUGGGAAGCAGUGAAGGAGCUGUCCAAGAGAGGCCUUGGUAAAAACAUAGAUCUCCAUAUCCUGCAGCUGCCAGUGGUUUACCAAAAAGCAAAGGAGCAAGUUUUCAUGAUAUGGACAACUCUUCAGCCGCUGCUUACUGUUCACGUUGGGCUGGCUUCAUCCGCCAAAGCAAUCAUCAUCCUUGAGCAGUGCGGGAAGAACAAAGGCUACCAAGAGAUGGAUGCUUGUGGUUUUCACCCAGAAGGUGGCUGUUGCAUGCUAGAUGGCCCGGAAAAGAUUGAAUCUACAAUUAAUAUGAAGACUCUCUGGAAAAACAUUUCAGUGGAAGGGAUUGAUAUAAUCUUUUCCAGAGAUGCGGGAAGGUAUAUCUGUGAUUACACCUACUACACCUCUCUGUAUUAUGGCAACGGAAGAGCAGCAUUCAUCCAUGUACCUCCGUUAUCCAAAUCAGUAACAGCAGACCUUCUAGGAAAAGCAUUACAGACAAUUAUCUUAGAAAUGUUAAAACAAUAUGGGGAAGAAAGAGAGUAGAAUGGAUUAUGUAAGGAAAAAAAAAAGGAUUUCUUAGAAUGCAAUUCCUUACCCUCUUAAAUGAAGCAAAUCUAGAGAUUAUUUAAAGCCCCUACAUAAAGAAUUUUAUAUUGUGUUAUUUUCAGUGAAAUUUCCUUACAAAACCCAAAUACCUGUUUAGAUCUCUCUUCGGUGUCGAAACCUUGAGAGAAAACACCAAAUGAUCAGCAGUCUCUAUUGCUAACAAUGAUAAGCUUGCUUCAGAUUUAAGAAAGCGUGAAACUGGACUUAAAACAUUUUAGAUGCUUAAUCCUAGUUCUGGUGGUUAGAAAGAGAUUAACCCAUGCUUACAGCCAUCAGGACAUUCAGCAUUGGAUGGAUGUAACAAAGGUCUCCCUCAGCCCCUGUCCAAGUCCAGAGAGGUCAUUCAGCCAUACAAAGUGCCCACGUUAAAAAAAACAUAAAUAUGGGGGGGAAGCAAAACACACGUAAGGAUCCUGUUACAUGAAGUUUUAUAAUUCUCUCUUAGUGACCUGCUCUAAAUGCUGGUUUCCACAUCAGAAAUGGGCUACGAACCCAGGGUUACUUAAAGUAACCAACAAGCUGGAAUCCAGCAGGAACUGUAAUGCUAGCAGUAAUUCUGGGUUUCAGCUGCCUGACAGCACUGCUUACCCCAUGUUCCCAGCACCUGUCCUGAAGGAAAACAUCGCAGUCUUUCCACAGAGCACAGCACAAAGACAACGGUAGAACAGCUCAUGGCUAUCCGCGAACUUAUGUAUCAAAAUCAAAAAACUAACUUGUCCCUAGAAAGGCAAUCGUUGAAGCACGCUGCUGUGGCACAUUGUGUUACUUACAAAACAGGAACCAAAUGAGAUCUCAAAUUGUAAAACUUGGGAGUUGGACAGUAACAGAUCACUUCUGUGCUUCUCCCCUGCCAAGCCAGGCUCCUCCACGUCUCAAACACAGCCGUAUACAGAAGUACUGCGCCACAAAAGCUGGGUAUGACAGAGGCUUAGAGUGCUUCCCCUUCAGGACACAGGGAAUGUCAACGCAUGCUCUCCUUGAUAAUCUUGCUAGUACCGUGACAGACAAGGAUGAGAGAAAAUUAGCAUGUAGUUUUAAAAACCAGUCACUGUAACAGGACAGCAGCAGCUUCAUGUGGACCCUGGGAUUUCUCCAGGGAAACAAAAGCCCAUUCCUCAAGCAUCACGUCAGUAAAAAGGACAGCAGAUGAACCUACCAGCACAGAGAGCUGAUGAAGCUGUGGGCCACCAUCAUGCCUUAUUUCAGUCAACACUUUGAUGACAAGAGUCAGAGGAACUGGAAACACCAAGGUAACACUAGUUUUCUUGCCACUGUCUUUUCCAGUGACUGUUACAGAAAACUGAUACCACGUCCUGGAUGGAUGAAUGCCUCAUCUAUGGAUUGCUCUAAAGGUAAAUAAGCAGGUUUUUGUCAAAUAAAUAAAUAAAAAAGCUUCCCUUGUUCAAAGGAACUACCUACUGCAAAACAGGACUCAAAGUUCCUUUGAAAGAGGGUCCACAAGCUCGGUGUCACUGGAUGAAAACACUUUGAUUUCAACACAACGUAAUGGCAGUACUGACCUCUAUUAAGAUUUAUCCGGAGUAGCUCAAUUAAAUGCAGCCAAAAAGGGCAGGAGAAAACC
Messenger RNA from Grus americana (Whooping crane), 3064 nucleotides. RefSeq names its product pyroglutamyl-peptidase I like (gene PGPEP1L). Bases 817 to 1419 code for a protein of 200 amino acids. Gene Ontology annotation, biological process: proteolysis. The record is from RefSeq and is a predicted model, not a curated record. NCBI's taxonomy places the organism in Eukaryota, Metazoa, Chordata, Aves, Gruiformes, Gruidae. The transcript has 8 exons. Gene Ontology annotation, molecular function: pyroglutamyl-peptidase activity. Gene Ontology annotation, cellular component: cytosol.